Aphanomyces invadans is the source of this 477-nucleotide messenger RNA. RefSeq lists its product as hypothetical. Lineage: Eukaryota; Oomycota; Saprolegniomycetes; Saprolegniales; Verrucalvaceae. The record is from RefSeq and is a predicted model, not a curated record. Bases 1 to 477 code for a protein of 158 amino acids. The transcript is spliced from 3 exons.
AUGGUGCAGACGUUUGGGCGUAGCCGCGAAGCGCUAUCAUCUAUCGCGAACGAAACAAUGCUGCACGUAUAUCACCGAUUCGGACAUUUACUCGAAUGGGACGAAGAACGCCUGAACGGCGCAUGGAUGGCGCAAUGUGGACAAGCAAUACACGCACGCGGUGCUCCACUGACAACAUGCAUUGGAUUUAUCGAUGGCACUGUCCGCGAAAUAUGCCGCCCGGGAAAGAGUAUUCAAAAGGCCGCGUACAAUGGCCACAAGCGUAAACACGCUGUCAAGUACCAAGCAGUGGCGUCGCCUGAUGGGAUAAUUGUACACCUUUUUGGACCCGAGGCAGGGUCCCGGCAUGAUGCGUAUUUGCUCGCACGGAGCGAUCUCGUCAACAAGCUGCAACAAAAGCUCCUCAUUGAUGGCACUCGCUAUGGUUCAAGGGAGCCAAGCUUACUGAAAGAGAAGCAGAAUUCAACCGUCGAAUGA